Molecule: messenger RNA, 411 nt
Organism: Colletotrichum truncatum
Lineage: Eukaryota; Fungi; Ascomycota; Sordariomycetes; Glomerellales; Glomerellaceae
Source: RefSeq, a predicted model, not a curated record
AUGACCGAUAGUGCUUGCAUGUCGGUGGGUGCACUAGUCAGAUGCCUCGCGAUUCCUGUCCUUCCGCUCAAACAUUUAUUCGUCGGGGAAAGUCAAGUGUACUCCAUCUUGUCGGCUGCGUGCAGGGGUGGCUUCGGCAAAAGAGGAAAGGUGAGAGAAAAACCACUUUACGCGAUUACACGGCCCCCCGCGACACCACUUUCACCACUACCUGGUCCCUCAACCUUCCAAGUCUUCUCUCACCCCUCCACCACCAUUUUCCGCCAUCCAACCCAUCCACACUGCAUCACCCAUCAACCACUCAUGGGUGCCAUGCUCUUGCAGCCAUGCCUGCACAUCACCCCUCCCCCCAGAAUGUCACUCCCCCCAGGGAGGAAAAAAAAAGGUCCUCGUUGUCAAAGCCUGCCGUAA